Molecule: messenger RNA, 1080 nt
Organism: Sphaeroforma arctica JP610
Lineage: Eukaryota; Ichthyosporea; Ichthyophonida
Exons: 5
Coding region: 1-1080 (359 amino acids)
Molecular function (GO): protein binding
Source: RefSeq, a predicted model, not a curated record
AUGAGCUUUCGCCGAGCUAUCGAACUAACUCUGCAAACCCUUCACGAGCAGGGUGAGUGCACUAGCAAGCAGGAUGUUCAAUGCGAUUGCCCUACCGGUAAGACGGGGCCCAAUUGCGAAGAUGACUGUAAGUUGCCAGCCAAUUGUCUCGAAGGCGAUGCUAGUACCUGCCAGUUCGACGCUCUCGAUUUGAGCUUCGGAGCCGUUUGCACGGCUUGUAACGAAGGGUUUUAUCUGCAGGACAGUAUCUGCAUACCAUGCACGACAUGUCCUGGCAAUGCUUUGCCUAUCGAAGCAUGUACUGUUACUGAAGAUGCGGUGUGCGCGUGUGAUGCAGGUAAAUCAGGCUCAGCCUGUAACAUAAACUGUGAAGUUCCAGUAGGUUGCUCGGGUCUAAAUCUUAGCACAACCGUAUGCCAAUAUAGCCUGGACUCGGGUACUAAAGGAAUUGAAUGCACCGGCUGUAGCUCUGGCUUCUACCACCGACAAGACAACAAACAGUGUGCACAAAUCACUGAGUGCAACUUCAAUAACGAGUUUGAGAUAACUUCAUUCAAUGAGACAGCCGACAGAGUUUGUCAGUCGGUUCAGACUUGUCACGCUGGUCUGGAUGGGACUGGAACUUACACCUAUUCGAUGUUUACGAAAACCAAGGAUACCGUGUGUCGAUCAUGCACUCAGAGCUCAUCGUGCGUAGAUGGAAAACUGGUAUCAGAGUGUACCGAUGACUUCGACAUAAUCUGCGAGUCGUGUGCAGAAGAUUAUAGCGGAAAUGCGUGCGGAUAUGUUAAUGUGGCAUUCCAGACCCAAAUGUCGGCGCAGGGUGUGCUCAAUCAGACCGAAAUACUUUUGAAUUCGUGGUCCAGCGGAAGUGACAUAGAAAUACACGUGGCCGAGAACCGUCGCCGCGCCGAAGAUGGUGUCGUGACACUCAACUUUACACGCUCGUCUGCCGAUGUUUUGGAGUACGCUAUGCAGUCAACGAACAACCGAGCUUCUCUUGCCGCAACAACCGAAUCCACUGCUCUUCGGAUCGCGAACGAGGAACCAGUGGAUUUGGAUACGAAGUACGUACCCUAG